AUGCCAUUCAGCAUGUCUAGGAGAGGAUUGCAUAUUGCAAUAGAAGAGAAAAAGAUAUUGGUUCAGAGAGUGGUGAAAAAGCACCAAGAAGAACUCCAGAAGGAUGUGUCAGAACAGAAGGACCAUAGAAAAGUAUGUGAAGCAGUUCAGCAGGAGUAUUACAAUAAGACAGGAGAGCACAUCACCAUAAAUAUGACAAUUGUCUGCCAACAUCCCAAUAAGGUACCCAGCCUGCAUGAAAUGCGAGCCAGUCAAUCACACAUCAAGCUGGAGGAAGUUAAAGUUGUUAUAGAAGCACUGAAUGAGUAUGGAACAGCAUUGCCACCUGCUGUUAUCUUCAAAGGCCAAGGGUACCAAGAAACAUGGAGCAAUGAUAAUCCCUUGAAUGCAUUGAUUGGAUACUCAAAAAAGGGAUGGACUGAGAGUAUGAUCAGGAAAGUACUUGAUGUAGUCAUCUUCACGCAGCUAAAACACUUCUGGACCCUCGAGCAGAACUCACUGCCAGACAAGGUGACCAAGGAUAACUUCCUCUCACUCAUGGUUUGGCCAUGGGUAAAGGCUCUGACACCAGAAUCAAUCCAGUCAGCAUUCCAUGUUACUGGUGUUUGGCUGCUGGACCCAAACACAGUCUCUGCUGACAAGAUGGCACCUAGUUGGGCUACUGUUGCUUCAGCAGCUAUGCCAGUGGUUCAACCAACACCUGUUCAUUGGAUUAGCUGUUUCUUCAGCUCCCUCAACAACCCUGACUCACAGGGCAACAGCUUGGACAUUGAUGAGCACAAGAUCUUGAUGCCACAAGUCCAGAGCAUUUACAAGAGCCUUCACCAGUCAGAAUUGACCUCAUUUCUAGUGGAAACAUUGAAUGAGUUGAUGCUUGCUAAUGCUCUUCACAAAUUCUGGAGUCAAGUAUGGCAAGAUCAGUGUGCACAGGCAUCUGAACGUGCAAUCAUUGUGUUGCAGAACUGGUACUGUGAUCAAGUUCAUUGUCAGCUCACAGAGAGGGAGAGGAAAAGGGUAAAGCAAACAUGUCUGAUGGGCAAUGGCAUACCAAAAUUACUUACAAGUGACAAGUUUUUUGCUCUGGUCCAAGAGCAUGGGCAGCGUAUUGCAGUGCUUGGAGCUGCUAAGGAGCAGAGGGCGACAGGGCAGAAGGCAUAUGAGGAGGCAAUGGCUAUGUGGAACAAUGCAAAAAAACAGCAAGAGCAGAUGGAAUGGCAAGCUGAGAAUGAGUGCUACAAGAUUGAGAAAGUGGUAGCUAAGGCUGAAAAGCAACCUUGCAACUUACCUAAACCUGCUGGCAUCCAUAGUCAUCUUUUGUGUAAGGUCUCCAAGCCAGUUUGCAAGAUGUUCCUGCCUUCCAGGACUGCUGGAGAGGGAAUGGACAGGAUGUGUGAGGGGGAGGAGGAUGGAAAUGGAUUUGGUGAUUCAGAAUCAUCUGAAGAGGAAGACUACUUGUCAUACACUGUUCAAGAGGACAGGAGCAUCAAGGGGGAAGAGAGGGCAAAUGUGAAUGUGAGGCAGCUGAUGGUGGUUGGGUUGGGUCAACGCAAAACCAUUGCUUCUAGUCCUGUGCUAAGGAUUUGUGUUUGA
Molecule: messenger RNA, 1590 nt
Organism: Coniophora puteana RWD-64-598 SS2
Lineage: Eukaryota; Fungi; Basidiomycota; Agaricomycetes; Boletales; Coniophoraceae
Exons: 9
Coding region: 1-1590 (529 amino acids)
Source: RefSeq, a predicted model, not a curated record